This is a messenger RNA of Letharia lupina, 3162 nucleotides long. RefSeq lists its product as uncharacterized. The coding region runs from base 1 to 3162 and encodes 1053 amino acids. NCBI's taxonomy places the organism in Eukaryota, Fungi, Ascomycota, Lecanoromycetes, Lecanorales, Parmeliaceae. The record is from RefSeq and is a predicted model, not a curated record. Gene Ontology annotation, molecular function: ATP binding; ATP-dependent DNA damage sensor activity; ATP hydrolysis activity. Gene Ontology annotation, cellular component: MutLalpha complex. The transcript is spliced from 4 exons. Gene Ontology annotation, biological process: mismatch repair.
AUGGCAACGAUCAAGGCUCUUGAGGGUCGUACUGUUCACCAAAUCCAAUCUGGCCAAGUCAUUGUAGACCUGUGUUCGGUGGUGAAGGAACUGGUUGAGAACAGUCUCGAUGCUGGAGCUACUUCGAUCGAUAUCCGCUUCAAAAACAAUGGUCUUGACUCCAUCGAGGUUCAAGACAACGGUAGUGGCAUUGUCAGCGAGAAUUACCAGACCAUCGCCUUGAAGCAUUACACCUCCAAGCUCUCUAGCUACGACGAUCUUUCUUCUUUGCAAACGUUCGGCUUCCGAGGCGAAGCUCUUUCCUCUCUUUGCGCUCUCUCCAAGUUUCAUGUCACCACUGCCCGUGCAGAUGAAGCUCCAAAGGGCACGAGGCUCGACUUCGAGGUGUCUGGCCAACUGAAGAGUACUCAAGUAGUAGCAAGCCAGAAAGGUACUACUGUUGCUGUUGAGGAUCUUUUCGUGAGCCUGCCAGUUCGGAGAAGGGAGCUUGAGAAGAACAUUAAGAGGGAAUAUGGUAAAGUUCUCGGUAUUCUCCAGGCGUGUGCUUGCAUUAGUACGCAAGCGCGGAUCUCCGUCAGCAAUGUCAUGGCAAAAGGCAAGAGAGCGGUAAUUUUCGCGACAAAGUCGAACCAGACAACCAGAGAGAACAUCGCGACUGUCUUCGGUACAAAAGCAUUGCCCGCGCUGGUUGCUAUGAAUCUCAGCUUCGAGCUACAGCCUACCAAGACCCAAGAACCAGCGUCUAAUUCCGAACCCACCUUUGGCGAAGGUCGGCAGGCACCUGACCGCCAGAUGUUCUUCGUCAAUUCAAGGCCUUGUGGACUUCCUCAAGUUGCCAAAAUCUUCAACGAAGUCUACAAGGCCUACAAUGCUUCGCAGUCGCCAUUCAUUUUUGCGAACCUAUCGUUAGACACUAAUGCGUACGAUGUGAACGUUUCGCCCGACAAGAGGACGAUUCUGUUGCAUGAUCAGACUAGUUUAUUGGAGUCCAUUAGGGUUUCUCUGACCGCGCUUUUCGAGAAACAGGAUCAGACUGUACCACAGUCUCAAAAGUCGGGUCAGACCUUUAAAAACCUUACGGGCCGUCGGGGAACCUCAAGCGUUGAUGACACACAUACGCCUGGGAACCACGCGUUACACCCCCCGGAGCUUCAAAUUUCGGAUGAUAGCGAGUAUGAGGUAUCGAGUGAGAAGGAAGAGCCAGCCAAAGAUGACGGUGUGCCAAGUCUGAUUGAGAGCUUUGCAGGCCGUGACAGCAGAGAGCGUGCUAUCAAGGCCACCUCAGCUCCAGGGGCAUCGAAUAGGACGAAAAUGUUGUCCAAAGACAAGCAAAAGCUCGUAAAGAAACUUGGUCGAGAGAAGGAGCAAUCACACGAGCCUGCAGACUAUGAUGAUGCUCGGGAUCUGGCGAAAUCUGAUGCCAUGCUGAAUGGUCUUGCGAGACCAGUGGAAGACUUCAAUCGGAGGAUUGCCGAGCAGCAGCCUGAUUCGAUUGAGACUCCAACCCCAAUGGGAUGUCUUUCGCGCGAGGAGUCCCAAGCAUCUUCACCAACGGGAAGUAAGUCAGAGACGGAACACUCUUCAGGAGUAGUGCAAAACGCCUUUGACCGAAUGCGCCCCCGGCGUAAUCCUCCAGAAGUUGCAACGAUAACCAUUGGCUCAAAGACUACCACUUCUGUUCUCGGACCAUCCUCCUCCUCCAAACGGCGAAAGCUCGAUUCGACAACAGCCACUCCAAUUAGACCCACGGGCUUCGCUGAUGAUCCAGCGCGAAAGAAAUUCAGUAGCAGCAUGAGAGCCUUUGCUGCUCCCGGCUCUGAGCUAAUCAAGUCGGUUGGUAGACCACAAAGCAAAUCACGGGUGUCUCGGCCGUACCUUGGCAGUGCUAGUGACAAUGAAGACGAAUCUCGUGUGACGGACCUAAGUCCAGGAGCAUUGACAACGUCUGAAGAUGAUGACGAAAGCCCGGCCGAGUCCCCAGGUGGUCGUGCCAAUGAAACCCUGGAGACGCCUCUCGCGGAGGCUGAAUCUGAUGAUGACUACCUGGAUGAUGAGGGUAAGAAAGCUCGAGAAGAAGCGACGGUCGCCGAUCUGAUCAAACAAGCCGAGGAAAAGGCAGCUAUGCCCUCCGAGGACAACAUCAGACGUGUAAACCAGAUAUUGAGAGGUCGCGGGCAAAAGGACUCCACUACGCAGCUCAUGCAGAUGAUCGACGAGUCCGUAGAGAGAAUUGAUCAGCAACUGAAGACCCUGGAGACCGCUUUGCAAGCACCCGCCGAUUAUGGCUUCUCGCCAAAUCCUACAGCUCCCACGGAGGACACAUCUGCUGAAGAGAGGUUGUCGCUAACCGUAUCAAAAGCCGACUUCGCGCACAUGCAUAUUACAGGCCAGUUCAAUCUCGGCUUCAUUCUAGCUGUCCGUGACCCCUCUCCCUGUUCGCCCAAUUCUGAUCUCUUCAUAAUCGACCAACACGCCUCAGACGAGAAGUACAACUUCGAGCGUCUUCAGGCCAAAACCAUUGUCCAAAAUCAACGCCUAGUUCAUCCACACAAACUCGAUCUCACCGCCAUCGAAGAGGAAAUAAUCCUCGACAACAAUAACACUUUGCUAAAGAACGGUUUCCAGGUCGAAAUUGACAUCAGCGGCGAUGAAGAAGUCGGCCGUCGCUGUAAGCUCAUGUCCCUCCCGAUGAGCCGAGAGGUCACCUUUGACGUUACCGACCUGGAAGAACUUAUCGCUCUGCUUGCCGAUAAUCCUUCCUCUUCCUCAUCAGAAAGCGUUCCACGGCCGACCAAAGUGCGACGCAUGUUCGCCAUGCGCGCUUGCCGUAGUAGUGUCAUGAUAGGAAAGACUCUCACGCCGAAGCAGAUGGGCGCGUUGGUGAGGAAAAUGGGAGAAAUUGACAAGCCGUGGAAUUGUCCGCAUGGAAGGCCGACUAUGAGGCACGUCUAUGGGUUGAAAGAGUGGGAGGGGUGGAAAGAGGGUGGUGGGCUAGCGGGAGUGGAGGCAGGGAGAAAGGUUGAAUGGGGGAGAUGGGUUAAAGGCGUGAGGGAGCAAGAAGAAGAGAUGGACCGAGAAGAUGAUGAUGGGAAGGAGGAGCAGAUGGAGAAAGGCUUCGACAAUAAUGAAGCUGGGGAUGCAGAGAAUGAGGAAUGGAGUUGA